Messenger RNA from Bombina bombina (fire-bellied toad), 2386 nucleotides. RefSeq names its product La ribonucleoprotein 7, transcriptional regulator (gene LARP7). The record is from RefSeq and is a predicted model, not a curated record. Gene Ontology annotation, molecular function: mRNA binding. Gene Ontology annotation, cellular component: nucleus. Bases 133 to 1896 code for a protein of 587 amino acids. Lineage: Eukaryota; Metazoa; Chordata; Amphibia; Anura; Bombinatoridae. Gene Ontology annotation, biological process: RNA processing. The transcript is spliced from 14 exons.
UUGCCUUUUCAGUCAUCCAGGCAACAGCUUCCAUGUGAGCUGUGCAAGCGAAGUGCAGCUGGGAAGCAGCUGAGUGUAACUUUUUACACAGAACUUACUCUGCUGAGCUGAGGAGAUUGUGAGGAGGUUAAAAUGACUGAAAUGGAAGCAGACACUCCCAGGGACAAAGUGAAGGAGAUUGAAAUAUCUGAUCAGAGGAAAGAUCGUGAGAAGAAGAAGCGCUCCCGGGUGAAACAGCUUCUUGCAGACAUCGCUAAGCAAGUAGACUUUUGGUUUGGUGAUGUUAAUCUUCACAAAGAUAGAUUUAUGCGGGAACAGAUUGAAAAGUCAAGAGAUAGAUAUGUUGAUAUUUCCACACUGGCAUCAUUUAACAAAAUGAAGAAACUGACGACAGAUGUUAAACUAAUAGCAAGGGCUGUGAAAAACUCAUCUGUAGUAGAGCUAAAUCUUGACAGUACAAAAAUCAGGAGGCGCCAUCCUCUGGGAGACAAACCGCAAGAUGUGGACAGUCGCACAGUGUAUGUGGAACUAUUACCUAAAAAUGUCACCCACAACUGGAUUGAGCGUGUAUUUGGUAAAUGUGGUACGGUGGUGUAUAUUAGCGUCCCUCGAUACAAAACCACAGGGGAUCCAAAAGGAUUUGCCUUUAUAGAGUUUGAGACCCCGGAACAAGCUGCUAAUGCAAUUGAGGUUUUAAAUAAUCCUCCUGAAGAUGCACCAAGAAAACCCGGACUGUUCCCUAAAACAGUGAAAAAUAAGCCAAUUCCAGCACUGAGCGCAUCAGAAACACCUGUUAUUGACGAAAAGAAAAAGAAGAAAAAAAAGAAAGCGAAGACAAGAAAGGAAAGCUCAGACAAAAUGUCAGAUGAAAAUAAAGAACAAGAUAUGGACAUAGCUCCUGCAGAAGGCAACAAGUCAAAAAAGCAUAAGACUGUAUCUGAGAGCUUGUUGACAGAGUCAUCUGAUGCUCAGAAACAGACUUCCAAAAAGAAGGAAAAAAAAUCAGAGAGCACAGAUGAAGCCGAAGAAAGCCGGUCAGGUAAACGGAAAAGAAGCAGCUCAGAUGAGUGCGACUCCUUGUCUGCAAAGCAGAAAAAAAUAGAAUCUAAAGAUGACCCCAUCUUUACAAAGCCACCUACUGUAUCUACUGGCCUUGCAGAAUGUAAAGAGGUCUCCACAGAGGAAGAGCAAGAUGCUGGAGAAAAAAAGGAUAUAACCAUGUCCAAAGUGAAGAGAAAGCGGAAAAAAAAGCACAAAGAGAGGCUCCGUGUAGGUGAAGAGGUUAUCCCCCUGAGAGUCUUGUCAAAAAAGGAAUGGAUGGACCUCAAGACUGAGUAUUUAAAUCGACAGCGAGCCAGCAUGACCGUCCUGAAGAAAUCAAUUCGUGAAAUGAAUAAUGCUUCAAAGGAGGAAAUGGAAACAGAAUCUGCUUUGGAAGACCCUGACCUGAAAAAUGACAAAGGAGAGAAUGAGAAAACCGAGGCACUCGGCCCCCAGUUUGUGAGUGGUGUAAUUGUAAAGAUCACAAGUUCAGAUCCUCUUCAAGGUCGCAAGCAUGUUAAGGAUGUUCUGUCAGGGAUAUCUGAUGUUGCCUAUGUGGACAUGCUAGAAGGGGAUACAGAGUGCCACGCUCGUUAUAAAACUCCUGAGGAUGCCCAGGGUGCACUGAAAGCACGUAGUGAACUCCAGACCAAGCACAACUGGAAGCUGAAGAUUCUCUCAGGAGACGGUGAACAGCGGUAUUGGCAGAAGAUUUUGGUAGACAGGCAGGCAAGACUUAAUCGACCUCGUGAAAAGAAACGUGGUACUGAUAAGUUGGUUGCCAAAGCAGAGAAAAUAAGACUGGCUAAAACACAGGAAGCAAGCAAACACAUUCGAUUCUCCGAUGGAUUGUAAAGCUGCUGGGAUUCUAUUUUGUUAACUUCUGCAAGAGUCAGAAACACGUCUGUUCUAUGAGCAGUGUUCACAAAUUUAUAUAUUUUAAAGAAAAAAAGAUAUUAUAAUCUUCAAAGUAGAUUUGCUUUAAAUGGACUGUAUAAUGCUUUGAGCCGUUAUGUUUGUGUGUAUUUGUUGUUGCAGUGUGUUUUUUUUUAUUUAAGUAUUUUAGCUUCAUUAGUUCAGGGCUUCAAUAGUAACAACAAUUAAAAUGACAACAUACGUUAUUUCAGCUCUCAUACAAUUGCAUUAUACCUUUUUAUAAAAAUAAUUUCCCCCUAGCAAUACUGAUUUUGUUUAUGCCUUAAAAUUGCCAAUUAGUAACUAAAAAUAUGAUUAUUUUUUUUUCUUAUAAACAAGAAUGUAUUCUUAAUAAAAAAUCUGCUUAUGCAUUUCCAUUUAUUUUUGUACCCUUUUUUGUUGUUAAAUAAAAUGUUUUAAAUAUGUUGUA